AUGCCAUCAAACUUCUCAUCCGAACAAUACAAACAACUUAACAAACAAGUUACACCACCAGCUGCAACAUUUGAAAGAUUGCAACAAAAAACUCCAUCUUCUAAAGCAGCUCCAGUCCUCAACAAUCUUCCAACUACUCCAUCAAAGGCAACACAAAGCAAGACUGUGAACUCUUUAUUAACCGGAAUUAAAAACCUUCCAUUGGAAGCUGCUCAAUUUAAAAAGAAGAAGGGUGCCGGUCUUGUCGCUCUCGCUUUAGGUUCAUUGAUUGUUGGUUCUUAUUCCUACACUAUCAAGAGUAUGAAACAAGAAAACUUUGCCGAUGUUGUCAUUCCAGAUACUUUGAAGCUCAAAGAAUAA
Naegleria gruberi is the source of this 360-nucleotide messenger RNA. RefSeq lists its product as uncharacterized. The transcript has a single exon. NCBI's taxonomy places the organism in Eukaryota, Heterolobosea, Eutetramitea, Acrasida, Naegleriidae. The record is from RefSeq and is a predicted model, not a curated record. The coding region runs from base 1 to 360 and encodes 119 amino acids.